This is a messenger RNA of Gaeumannomyces tritici R3-111a-1, 483 nucleotides long. RefSeq lists its product as hypothetical. Bases 106 to 483 code for a protein of 125 amino acids. The transcript has a single exon. NCBI's taxonomy places the organism in Eukaryota, Fungi, Ascomycota, Sordariomycetes, Magnaporthales, Magnaporthaceae. The record is from RefSeq and is a predicted model, not a curated record.
UCCGUCCCCAGCAGGCGGUUGGGCGGUUCCACGAAACGAAAACGAUGCUGCACGCUGCUGCUGCUGUUGCCUGUAGCUAACCCCGCAGCCCUCCCAUCCUGUUAGAUGGUGGCAUGGCAUGGCAUGGAGCACACCCUCAUGGGCGAGCGAAGGCAAAUCGGACUUGCCGCUGCGCAACGGCGGGAACCCGUACAGACCGGAUCCUCUCAGCCCUCGCUAAAGCGCUUUGCUGUGUGGGCCUCGCGCCGCCUAUUGCCGACCCCCCAUCGCCAAGCCAGGCGGGACGGGGUGGGCGGGCUAGCCGGCUGUCAGGGUCGGGGUGAGGCCCUGUCACCGGCCGAGGGCUUCCCCUUUUCGGACAGCGAUCGGUUCGGCUUUGUCCGAGGCACAGUUGUGGGUGACGCCUUCAAGGCAGCUGUCCCGUCAUGGGGAAUAUCAUCACGGAAUCUUGCGUUUAUUUGCCGGACAAAUCACGGUGACUGA